Molecule: messenger RNA, 831 nt
Organism: Colletotrichum truncatum
Lineage: Eukaryota; Fungi; Ascomycota; Sordariomycetes; Glomerellales; Glomerellaceae
Source: RefSeq, a predicted model, not a curated record
AUGUCACCACCUCAACUUGAAUUCCCCUCAACAGGGCCAUCCAUUUUCUCCCUCAUCGCCAAAUCACCACCGGAAAUCAAUACACAAAUCUUCUCCCACCUCACCAACAGCGACCUCAAAAUCCUGCGUCUUACAAACACAUACCUUGCAAACCUCGUCGGACCUCACAUCCGCUUUAAAAGAGCCUACAUAUCCGCCAACGCCCGGGACAUUGAAGUCUUCCGGGCCGUCGCAGAACACGAAACAUUCCGCCACCGCGAAAUGGAGUCCGGGUACGAGGAGCGCCACUACUACGAAGACUUGUUAUCCGAGGACGAGACGCCUCCCCCAGGCGUUCCUUUCUGGUUCUUUCGGGCUUGCCAGGAGAACGUCGAGUACCUGGACUACCGACGGGGCAAAGAUGUCAGGACGAUACCGCAGCACGUGGAGACUGCGCAACAGCUCGCGAGCGCGCUCUCACCGCUAGAAGCAUAUAAAUACUACCAGGGCCUUCUCGAACAGCGGGACAAAGUGCUAGCCGCAUCAUCUGACAUGGCCGCUUUCGAAUGGGCCAUCGAAAACGACAAGUUCCCAAAUCUACAGAGAAUAACGCUUACGCCAGCGGCACACGGCAUACUCUUCAAACCGCUCUACCAAACACCGUUAAUUCGCUCGUUUCCGUACGGUUUCAACUACCCGCUCCCCCGCGGGUGGCCUACACCCAACGACGGAUCCAGAAUCGGCUGCGAGAACUGGGAGAACGGGGCGAUAAAGAACAAGUGGCGCGGAAACCGCGCCGUCACUCCGCGUUCUCUCCAAACAGCAGCAUACCAAAGUUCCGGAACUGAUUAA